ACGCGCGAGGGUUGGAGGGUCGAGUCGGGGCUGUGCUGGCAGCGGCUGCUUUGGCGGCGGUUGGUGGCCGUGGGGGCGGGAAGAGGAGGUGGAGGAGGCUUGGGCUCGCGCAGCUUAAGUCAGCUUACCCGCUGGCCGCCUCCUGACAAGCGGGAGGGAUCCGCCGUGGACCCAGGGAAGCGGAGGAGCCUGGCGGCCACCCCCUCUUCCCCACUUCCCUGCACUCUCGUCGCUCUCGGCCUCGGCCUCCGACACGAAAAGGAAGCAAAUGAACUGAUGGAAGAUCUGUUUGAAACUUUCCAAGAUGAGAUGGGAUUCUCCAACAUGGAAGAUGACGGCCCAGAAGAGGAGGAGCGUGUGGCUGAGCCUCGACCUAACUUUAACACUCCUCAAACUCUACGGUUUGAGGAACUACUGGCCAACCUACUAAAUGAACAACAUCAGAUAGCAAAGGAACUACUUGAACAGCUGAAGAUGAAGAAAUCUUCAGCCAAACAGCAGAAGGAGGUAGAGGAGGUUAAACCCCAGUGUAAGGAAGUUCAUCAGACCCUGAUUCUGGACCCAGCACAGAGGAAGAGACUCCAGCAGCAGAUGCAGCAGAAAGAGCUGGGAACCUUUGCUCAAAGCUCCAUCGCCCUUCACCAUCAGUACAACCCCAAGUUUCAGACCCUGUUCCAACCCUGUAACUUGAUGGGAGCUAUGCAGCUUAUUGAAGACUUCAGCACACAUGUCAGCAUUGACUGCAGCCCUCAUAAAACUGUCAAGAAGACUGCCAAUGAAUUUCCCUGUUUGCCAAAGCAAGUGGCUUGGAUCCUGGCCACAAGCAAGGUUUUCAUGUACCCAGAGUUACUUCCAGUGUGUUCCCUGAAGGCAAAGAAUCCCCAGGAUAAGAUACUCUUCACCAAGGCUGAGGACAAUUUGUUAGCUUUAGGACUGAAGCAUUUUGAAGGGACUGAGUUUCUUAACCCUCUAAUCAGCAAGUACCUUCUAACCUGCAAGACUGCCCGCCAACUGACAGUGAGAAUCAAGAACCUCAACAUGAACAGAGCUCCUGACAACAUCAUUAAAUUUUAUAAGAAGACCAAACAGCUGCCAGUCUUAGUAAAAUGCUGUGAAGAGAUCCAGCCACAUCAGUGGAAGCCACCUGUAGAGAGAGAAGAACACCGGCUCCCAUUCUGGUUAAAGGCCAGUCUGCCAUCCAUCCAGGAAGAACUACGGCACAUGGCUGAUGGUGCUAGAGAGGUAGGACAUGUGACUGGAACCACUGAGAUCAACUCAGAUCAAAGCCUAGAAAAAAACAACUCGGAGUUGGAGAGUGAAACUCGGUACCCACUGCUAUUACCUAAGGGUGUGGUCCUGAAACUGAAGCCAGUUGCCAACCGUUUCCCCAGGAAGGCUUGGAGACAGAAGCGUUCAUCAGUCCUGAAGCCCCUCCUUAUCCAACCCAGCCCCUCUCUCCAGCCUAGCUUCAACCCUGGGAAAACACCAGCCCAAUCAACUCAUUCAGAAGCCCCUCCGAGCAAAAUGGUGGUCCGGAUUCCUCACCCGAUUCAGCCAGCCACUGUUUUACCGACAGUUCCAGGUGUCCCUCCACUGGGGGUCAGUGGAGGUGAGAGUUUUGAGUCCCCUGCAGCACUGCCUGCUAUGCCCCCUGAGGGCAGGACAAGCUUCCCUCUGUCUGAGUCCCAGACUUUGCUCUCUUCUGCCCCUGUGCCCAAGGUAAUGCUGCCCUCCCCUUCCCCUUCUAUGUUUCGAAAGCCAUAUGUGAGACGGAGACCCUCAAAAAGAAGGGGAGCCAGGGCCUUUCGCUGUAUCAAACCUGCCCCUGUUAUCCAUCCUGCAUCUGUUAUCUUCACUGUUCCUGCUACCACUGUGAAGAUUGUGAGCCUUGGCAGUGGCUGUAACAUGAUCCAGCCUGUCAAUGCGGCUGUGGCCCAGAGUCCCCAGACUAUUCCCAUUACCACCCUCUUGGUUAACCCUACUUCCUUCCCCUGUCAAUUGAACCAGCCCCUUGUGGCCUCCUCUGUCUCACCCUUAAUUGUUUCUGGCAAUUCUGUGAAUCUUCCUAUACCUUCCACCCCUGAAGAUAAGGCCCACGUGAAUGUGGACAUUGCUUGUACUGUGGCUAAUGGGGAAAAUGCCUUUCAGGGCCUAGAACCCAAAUUAGAGCCCCAGGAACUAUCUCCUCACUCUGCUACUGUUUUCCCCAAAGUGGAACAUAGCCCAGGGCCUCCAUCAGCAGAUGCAGAGUGCCAAGAAGGAUUGUCAGAGAACAGUGCCUAUCGCUGGACUGUUGUGAAAACAGAGGAGGGAAGACAAGCUCUGGAGCCGCUGCCUCAGGUCAUCCAGGAGUCUCUAAACAACUCUUCCUCUGGGAAUUUAGAGGAAGUUGUCAAGAUGGAACCUGAAGAUGCUACAGAGGAAAUCAGUGGAUUUCCUUGAGGAAGGAGAAUAGAGUCUGGAGACUGGGAGCCUUCACUUCAGCCUCUGAUUGGUGGCGAAUAGGACGUAACCAAUAGGAAACCUUUAAAAGGGUACUUAAACCGCAGAAGAUUUUGCAACUGGGGCUCUUGAGCAGCUUGCUUUAGCCUGCUCCAACUCUGUGGAGUAUACUUUUGCUUCAAUAAAUCUGUGCUUUCAUUGCUUC
Mandrillus leucophaeus (drill) is the source of this 2647-nucleotide messenger RNA. RefSeq names its product YY1 associated protein 1 (gene YY1AP1). The transcript is spliced from 10 exons. The record is from RefSeq and is a predicted model, not a curated record. The coding region runs from base 277 to 2442 and encodes 721 amino acids. Gene Ontology annotation, molecular function: transcription coregulator activity. Gene Ontology annotation, biological process: regulation of DNA-templated transcription. Gene Ontology annotation, cellular component: nucleus. Lineage: Eukaryota; Metazoa; Chordata; Mammalia; Primates; Cercopithecidae.